CCCAGUCCAAAUAUCAACACGAACAGUGUUUCUUACUUACAGACAUGGAUCUCAUGGUGAUCCAUAUUCAUGUUCAUCACUAUUCAGUUUAAAGCGCUUCACAGGCGGAGGGUGAGGUCAAUAUUGGCAGAAUCAUCCACAUCAGUAGUUGUAGAGAGAGCAUCGAGAGUUGAAACGCCCAGAAAGCUCCGAGGGACCGAGCUGGAAGGAGGGUGCUCCUGCUGCUGCGGUGGUGGCUGGAAGGGUUCCAACCACCUCUCAACAGACACUGCUGCACCUGCCGGGUGGUCCACGCUCGGGAAGCCGGAUGGUUUCGGGAAGCAGCGUGGAACUGAGGAAGUGGGUGAUAUUGUUGCUGGUUGGCGGCCGGACAGUUUCCGUGAGCAGCGGGGAGCUGAGAAAGUGGGUGGUAUUGCUGCUGGUCGGCGGCAGGAUAGUUCCGGGCAGCAGCGGGCAACUGAGGAAGUGGUUGGUAUUGCUGCUGGUCGGUGGAAACUGAGGAAGUGGGUGGAAUUGCUGCUGGUUGGCUGCCGGAAAGUUUCCGCGACCAGCACCUCGCUCGCGCUUGUGAGCGUUCUGAUGGCCGCCCAGAGCUUGGUAGGUGUCGAAGAUCCGUCGACAGUAGAGGCAAGGAAAACGUUGCGCAGAUGAGGUGGUAGAUGGAGGUGCUGCAUGCCUGGUAGGUUCGGUUGCAGAAGGCUGGCUCUGGCUCAAGAAGUUGUUCCUGGAGGGGC
This is a messenger RNA of Rubroshorea leprosula, 734 nucleotides long. NCBI's taxonomy places the organism in Eukaryota, Viridiplantae, Streptophyta, Magnoliopsida, Malvales, Dipterocarpaceae. The record is from the annotation of a GenBank genome assembly.